Molecule: messenger RNA, 2697 nt
Organism: Humulus lupulus (European hop)
Lineage: Eukaryota; Viridiplantae; Streptophyta; Magnoliopsida; Rosales; Cannabaceae
Exons: 6
Coding region: 1-2697 (898 amino acids)
Source: RefSeq, a predicted model, not a curated record
AUGGGAGUGGAGUUGGUUUCAAAAAAUUUGGAAGAUGCUGAUAAUUUGAAGCAGGGUUCGAUUGAUGACAGGAAAAGAAGAGAAUUGAAGAAAUUGGCCUUCAAUAUAAAUUAUGAAGGAGGGAGUAAAAAAAAGCGGGGUUGUGGUGGGGUUCUGGUAGUGUGGGACACUAGAUGUGUCAAGGUUUUGGAUUCUUUAGUGGGUAAUUUAUCUGACUCCAUUCUGGUUCAAGCAGAAGGUCAUCCUCCUUGGUGGUUCUCAGGGAUAUAUGGAUCGGUUCACUAUGGUAGUAGGAAUGAGUUUUGGGAUGAGAUCGCAGGCCUUAGUGCUAUUUGUGGGGAUACUUGGUGUUUGGGGGGAGACUUUAAUGUAGUUCGUCGGGUGGAAGAAAAGGCUAACAGUACUACUAAUACGAGGAGCAUGAAGAUUUUCGAUGAGUUAAUUACAGAGAUUAAGUUGGUGGAUCCUAGACUCAACAAUGGGAAAUUUACUUGGAGGUGUGUGCGGGUGGUUUCGGAUCAUAGUCCAAUGAUUCUGGAUUCAAAUCCCCCACUUUGGGGUCCUGGACCUUUUAGAUUCGACAAUCUUUGGCUUAAGCAUAAGGAGUUUCGCUCAAAUUUCAUGAAAUGGUGGUAUGGUGCGUCUCUGAGAUGUGGGUCUGGAAACAAUUUUAUGCUAAAAUUGAGAGAAGUGCAACAGAGGGUUCAAGUGUGGAGUAAAGGGAUUUAUGGACCAAGGAAGUGGGAAAAGCAGGCUCUUGAAAGACGUAUUUCAGAAUUGGAUAGAGUGGGGGAAAUUGGUAAUUGGGAUGAUUCUCUCAUAGUUGAUAGAAGUAGAGUUAAGAGGGAGUGGCAUAAUUUGGUUCUAGAAGAGGAGAGAGGAAACUGGUUGAAGCUCAAGUGUCAAUGGACCAAAGACGGGGAUUAUAAUUCCAGACUUUUCCAUAGUAUCCUCAGUGCUCGUAAAUCAAAGAACUUCAUUUCUAGGAUUGAGAGAAUGGAUGGGAGUAUGCUAAAUGGGGAAAGUGAGAUUGCUGAUGAGAUUGUUAGGUUUUUUUCAAAUUUAUAUUCGGUCGUUGGGCGUCAAUGGAAAGGAAUUCAGGGCAUAGAGUGGAGAAGACUAUCUGGUUUCCUAGGCUGCUUUAUUGAGAGGCCUUUUGAGGAGGAGGAGAUCAAGCAAGCUGUUUUUGAUUGUUCUAGAGAUAAAGCACUAGGGCCUGAUGGGUUUUCUUUGGCUGUGUUUCAUUCAAAUUGGGAUGUCAUUAAGGAUGAUUUAGUGGAGGUUUUUAAGAAGUUCCACGUCGAUGGUUCCAUCCCGAAGGGUUCCAACGAGACCUAUAUAUGUCUUAUUCCUAAAAAGCUCAAUAGUUGUCGCGUGAAUGAUUUCAGGCCAAUUAGCCUUGUCACGAGUGUGUAUAAGAUUAUUUCAAAAGUUUUAGCCAAUAGACUGAAAGGGGUGCUUUCAGAGACUAUUUCAGAAACUCAAGGUGUGUUUGUAGAAGGAAGACAUAUUUUAGAUUCUGUUCUAGUGGCUAAUGAAGCAGUGGAAGAGUAUCGUAGUAAAGGGAAGAGUGGUUGGGUGUUCAAGAUAGAUUUUGAAAAAGCUUACGAUUGUGUGGAGUGGGUGUUCAAGAUAGAUUUUGAAAAAGCUUACGAUUUUGGAUUUUGUGCUAGAUCAAAAAGGUUUUGGCGCUCUUUGGCGAAAGUGGAUGAAGGGCCGAGAGGUAAAUUUGGGGCCUCUCGCGGGCUUCGUCAAGGGGACCCCUUAUCUCCUUUUUUGUUCACCAUUGUGGCGGAUGUUCUCGGUAGCUUGGUGGACAAAGCAAAGGCUUCUUCAGCUUUGCUAGAUAUUCUUAAGGCUUUUUCGGCCAGCUCAGGUUUGCAAAUCAAUUUGCAAAAGUGUCAAUUGUUAGGGCUUAAUGUGGAGGAGGAGGUUGUGAUUUCACGUGCUUCAAUAGUUGGGUGUGAGGUUGGAAAAUGGCAAAUGAGGUACUUAGGUCUUCCUUUGGGAGACAAUCCGAGACUAAAGUCCUUUUGGGAGCCAGUUAUGGCUGAGUGUGCAAAACAGUUAGCUGGGUGGAAGAGUGACUAUAAUAAGGGGUCCGAGCAUUUGGUAGCAUGGAACGAUGUUUGUAAACCCCUUUUUCAAGGUGGUCUUGGAGUAGGACAUUUAGAAGAAAGGAACAAAGCCUUUCUUAUCAAAUGGUUGUGGAGAUUCCCUUUGGGGCGUAAUUUUCUGUGGCACAAAGUGGUGUUGAGUUGUUAUGGCCGGGCGGAAAAUUUGUGGGACACAAAGUCAAUAGGGAGAUUUACUGCGAGGGGCCCGUGGAAGGACAUCUCCUCUCUUUAUGGUGAGUAUUUGGGGAUGUUUCACUUUAAAGUGGGGCGCGGAGAUUUGGUGAGGUUUUGGGAGGACGUUUGGAUUGAAGGGCAAGCAUUGAAGGACAUGUUUCCGAAUUUGGCCAUCAUUUCUCAAGCUAGGAACACUCCAAUUUUUGAGAUGGGUGUUUCUAGGGAUGGGGGAGCAGGGGUGGAUUGGGACUUUCGUUUCAGAAGGUCUCUUUUUGAUAGGGAAGUUCUAUCAUUGAUUGAGUUACUAAGGAUUUUGGAGUUUGUUAAUUUACCAUCAAUUUUGGAUGAUAGGAGGGUAUGGGAGCCUGAUCCCAACGAGUUGUUUUCUUGCAAGUCUGCUUUUUAA